Messenger RNA from Notodromas monacha, 2517 nucleotides. NCBI's taxonomy places the organism in Eukaryota, Metazoa, Arthropoda, Ostracoda, Podocopida, Cyprididae. The record is from the annotation of a GenBank genome assembly.
AUGUGGUUGCAGACUCGUUCGCGGAUUCUGGCUACGGUGUGGAAGACAAUGUCUUCAAGCAGUGAUGCGACUGUUUUAUCGCCUAUCGGUCAAGCGAUACGCGCAGUAGAAGCUAAAAUAGCGGCGGCAUGCGAUAAUUCGUCUGACAAAGAGGGAUCCUCAUUGGCGAGAUUACCUCGUUUGGUUGCAGUGAGUAAAACCAAGCCAGAAGAAGCCAUUGUUGAAGCGUAUGCUGCCGGUCAGCGGCAUUUUGGAGAAAAUUAUGUCAAGGAGUUGGUUUCCAAGUCCGCGUCAGAAUUCGUGAAGAUGGCGAGAUUACCUCGUUUGGUUGCAGUGAGUAAAACCAAGCCAGAAGAAGCCAUUGUUGAAGCGUAUGCUGCCGGUCAGCGGCAUUUUGGAGAAAAUUAUGUCAAGGAGUUGGUUUCCAAGUCCGCAUCAGAAUUCUUGCGGAAAGAAGCUCCGGACAUCAAGUGGCACUUCAUCGGGCAUUUGCAGAGUAACAAAGUGAAGAAACUCGUCGCCUGUCGGAAUUUGUAUCAGCUAGAGACUGUAGAUUCCACGAAGCUCGCUGAUGAACUGGAGAAAUGCCUCAGCCAAAUUUCCAGCAGCCCGCCGCCACCAGGAAGCGGUGACGAAGUGGGCGCCGGAUCUGAACGCCUUCGAGUCAUGGUUCAAGUGAAUACUAGUGGAGAAGAAGGGAAAAGUGGAAUAGAGCCAAAAGAUGCCGUUGGAGUAGUGAAGCACUUAUUGUCUAACUGCCCGAGAUUGGAGUUCGUGGGACUCAUGACAAUCGGAGAUUACGAGGCAUCGCACAAUAUUGCCGAUGGGCCAAACCCAGAUUUUAUGAAAUUGCGAGAAGUUCGCGAUCAAGUUUGCAACGAACUAGAAUUGCAGGAUGUUGAGUUAUCAAUGGGAAUGUCAGCUGACUACGAACAUGCCAGGUUAAAUAACGGGUCGGAGAUGGGGUUGUCGGAGUACCUCGGUACACUUGGUGACAACCCGUACUUCAGUGCGGGUUUCGGACUGUUCGGUGUUGGAGCUGGUGCUGCAAUCCUUCGCAAGGUGUCGCAGUCGGCGUUGAUCUUGUUUCGUCGACACUACGUGAUGACACUGGAGGUGCCAUGUCGCGAUAAAAGCUACGAUUGGUUGUUGCGGUGGAUUACUGUGAAAGGUGCGAGGAAGACGCAGCAUUUGAGUGUGGCCACCAAGUUCCAAGAAGCGACUAGCGGAAAAAUCGUCACACGUUACGAUUUCAUUCCUAGCAUAGGGGUGCAUUUUUUCAGGUUCCAUAACCGAUGGAUUCGCGUGGAAAGAACAAGAGAACAGUCGACUAUAGAUCUGCAUCAAGGCAUUCCUUUCGAAACUGUUACAUUGACUGCACUUGGUCGGGAUCGACAGCUGUACUUCGAAAUUUUGGAAGAUGCGAGGCAAAUAGCCCUGGAAGAGUACCAAGGACGCACCGUGAUGUACACUGCAAUGGGUUCCGAAUGGCGGCAGUUGGGACAACCGAAAAAGCGACGACCUCUGCAAUCCGUCGUUCUUGCCGACGGCGUUUCCGAGAAACUUCUGGGGGACGUGAAGGAGUUUAUUGCGAACCCUGCGUGGUACAGUGAUAGAGGUGAGAUCGAGCGUGUCAACAAUUUCAUCUUGAGAAUGGUGCACGAAUUGGGACAACCGAAAAAGCGACGACCUCUGCAAUCCGUCGUUCUUGCCGACGGCGUUUCCGAGAAACUUCUGGGGGACGUGAAGGAGUUUAUUGCGAACCCUGCGUGGUACAGUGAUAGAGGCAUCCCGUACAGGAGAGGAUACCUUUUGUACGGACCACCUGGUUGCGGAAAAUCGAGCUUUAUAUUCGCCUUAGCUGGUGCACUGGAGUACGGGAUUUGCGUUCUGAAUCUCAGUGAACGAGGUUUAUCAGACGAUCGCCUCAAUCACUUGUUGGCGGUGGCCCCGGAGCAGUCGAUCAUUCUACUUGAGGAUAUUGAUGCAGCUUUUGUCAGUCGGGAAGAAUCUCCCAAUGUUCGUGCCGCCUUUGAGGGCCUAAGCAGACUGACAUUGAGUGGCCUUUUGAACGCUUUGGAUGGCGUGGCGAGUUCUGAAGGCCGUCUGUUGUUCAUGACCACCAACUACAAAGAACGGCUGGAUGCUGCGCUCAUUCGACCAGGACGUGUAGAUGUGCAAGAGUUUGUCGGAUACUGCUCACCAGAGCAGGCUGCAGCCAUGUUCAACAACUUUUACCCAGAUGCAGCUGCUGGAUUGGCAGGCAGAUUUGAACGCGUUGUGGCUGCCUCAGAUGCAACCAAUAAACUCUCUCCUGCAUUUUUGCAAGGUUUCUUCUUGAUGCACAAGACUGACCCGGAAGGUUCAGUGGAGGCGUUUGUGAAACAGUUCGGCGGAAUUGCAGAACAUCCGGCUGCACUCCUUUCCAGAGGGUGAUUGAGACAAGUGUUCAGAACUGUCCGUCUGCUGAGUGAAUUUUGAAGAUAAGCGAAGAAAAUUCCUUGAAAGAAAAAUGAA